UGUAAGCAUGCUAUAAAUACAUGUAUAUUACUCGUGUAUAUCGCAACUUCAACGCCGUAUAUAUUGUUCUCAAGAAGACAAACUUAAUUAAGGACGAAGUUAUAGAAUAACGUAAACGAAACUCCAAUUAAAAUAGCCUAAAACAAAGGUGAACCACAAAUAUCAUUUGGAAGACCUUAAAAUACUAACAAACAUGAACGAAAACAAGUUUUGGAAUCACCAAUUAACAAAAACAAAAAAACAAAAUAACAAGAGGUUUCAUGAAUCACAGUCGUGCUGACAAUCUUCGAACCAUUUGUGGGUUUCAUUCAAUCGAUCACCCAUAGAACAAAAGAGAAACGCAAGAACAAGAAGAAUCGAAGGAGCGGGAAGUGUAUGAGGAAGUUGUGUCCGAACAUAGACAAAGACGAUGGUUUGGAGACGGUUUUGGAAGUUCCGAUACCGGAGGAGAUGUUUUCCGGUAUGGGUAAUAACGUUGCAUUGAGGUGGCAGAAUAUGCUUACGUGGAUGAAAGCUCAAACGUCCGAUAAAUGGUCGCAACCGCUUAUCGCUGCUCGUAUCAACGAGCUUCGUUUUCUUCUUUAUCUCGUUGGAUCGCCACUUAUACCUCUCCAGGUUCAAGUCGGCCACUCUGUUCAUAAACCUGUGAAAGAUUGCUCCAUUCAAGCUUCGACGGCAAAAUAUAUCGUGCAGCAGUACAUAGCGGCGACGGGAGGACCGGCGGCGUUAAACGCUGUGAACAGUAUGUGCGUCACCGGACAAGUAAAGAUGACGGCGUCAGAGUUUCAUCAGGGAGAUGACACCGGCGCUAAUCUUAAGAGCAACGACGAGAUGGGUGGUUUCGUUCUGUGGCAAAAAGAUCCGGAUCUCUGGUGUCUGGAGCUCGUCGUCUCUGGCUGUAAAGUUAUAUGUGGAAGCAACGGUCGACUUUCAUGGCGACAUUCCUCUAACCAGCAAACACCGGCGUCUACGGGGCCGCCGAGACCCCUACGCCGGUUUCUACAGGGUUUAGAUCCUCGGUCAACGGCGAAUCUGUUCCUGGAUGCGACUUGCAUCGGAGAGAAGAUAAUCAACGGCGAGGAUUGCUUUAUACUGAAACUGGAGACAAGUCCGGCGGUUCGAGAGGCUCAGAGCGGUCCGAAUUUCGAGAUCAUUCAUCAUACGAUUUGGGGUUAUUUCAGUCAAAGGUCGGGACUAUUGAUUCAGUUCGAGGACUCGCGACUUUUGAGAAUGCGGACGAAGGAAGACGAUGACGUUUUCUGGGAGACUAGCGCCGAGUCGGUGAUGGAUGAUUACCGGUAUGUGGAUAAUGUGAACAUUGCUCACGGUGGAAAAACGUCCGUUACGGUUUUCCGGUAUGGGGAAGCGUCGGCGAAUCAUCGGAGACAAAUGACGGAGAAAUGGCGGAUCGAAGAAGUUGAUUUUAACGUUUGGGGUCUCUCGGUUGAUCAUUUUCUUCCUCCCGCCGAUUUGCAUAUCGAAAAUUAAUUUUGUUUUGUUCAAUUGUCAUUCGUUUUCUUCAGUUUUAUUCAUUUUUUUUUAGUUUUUAAUACAUCAACCGAGUCGGUGAAUUUUGAAUUAUGAGGUUAUUUAUCAAAUCCUAAGGUCUACUAAACUGAUUUAUAUACUAUACCCGAUAGUACAAAACUUUCUAAACCAACAAAACUUAGCGGGAUUAAUAAAAAUACAAGUAUUCCUUUGGUUUUGGG
Thlaspi arvense is the source of this 1709-nucleotide messenger RNA. The record is from the annotation of a GenBank genome assembly. Lineage: Eukaryota; Viridiplantae; Streptophyta; Magnoliopsida; Brassicales; Brassicaceae.